UGUUAAAUAAAAUCAACAAAACACCAUCUAAGCCCUUUUCUUCAGACAAAACUUGACAAUUCAACUAGUUGGGUAAUCGGAAUGGAAGCGAAGAUCGGCAAGUUCUUUGAGUCCGUCGGCUCGUUCUUCGGCGGCGGUGAUCAGAUCCCCUGGUGCGACAGGGAUAUUAUCGCUGGAUUAGAGAGGGAAGUUACAGAAACUGCUAAGGUCGGGUCGGAGGAGGAGAAGAACGAUAGCAUAAUGAGGCUUUCGUGGGCUCUUGUUCACUCUAGGCAAGCUGAAGAUGUGCAGCGUGGGAUAGCCAUGCUUGAAGCAUCCUUAGCCAAUAGCAGCCCUCCUCUGCAGCAAAAAGAGAAAAUUUAUCUUCUAGCUGUCGGAUAUUACAGAUGUGGUAACUACUUAAGGAGCCGGCAGCUUGUGGGGCAAUGUUUGGAGAUUCAACCUGAUUGGAGGCAGGCUGAGACCCUCAAGAAGACAGUUGAAGAUCGAAUUGCAAAAGAUGGUGUUAUUGGAAUUGGCAUCACUACUGCUGCGGUGGGACUUAUUGCUGGUGGAAUUGCUGCAGCAAUGUCUCGCAAGAAAUGACAACCCAAUAAUGUGUAUAUUUCAUUACUGCUUUGACAUAUGGCCUAUGAAAGUGUUGCUGUAUCUGUUUUGAAAUUAGAAAGCAAUACUCUUGUGUCUAUGUUUUUCAAAUGAGUGACUAUAAAUUAGUUAUGGUUGAUAUUUAUACUUGAGUAAUGAUUCUUGGACCAAACUUUAGGACGAAAAUUAUUUUAACCAUUGAUUAUGUGGGUCAACGUUAGGCUCACACCAUGAUCAAUGGUUUUACCAUAAAUUCGGUCUAAACUUUGGUCUUAACUAUCAUGAUUGUUUAUCUUGCAAUUGCGGAAUUACCGUAUAUAGUUGUUUUGAAUGUUGAAUUAAUUGGUGGAAUCUUG
Messenger RNA from Rubroshorea leprosula, 941 nucleotides. Lineage: Eukaryota; Viridiplantae; Streptophyta; Magnoliopsida; Malvales; Dipterocarpaceae. The record is from the annotation of a GenBank genome assembly.